Cynara cardunculus var. scolymus (artichoke) is the source of this 1493-nucleotide messenger RNA. RefSeq names its product tubby-like F-box protein 7. The record is from RefSeq and is a predicted model, not a curated record. The transcript is spliced from 4 exons. Bases 53 to 1231 code for a protein of 392 amino acids. NCBI's taxonomy places the organism in Eukaryota, Viridiplantae, Streptophyta, Magnoliopsida, Asterales, Asteraceae.
UUUGCCACACCAUUCUCUUCCCCCUUUCCUCCUCAUCUCUCUCUCUCAACCGAUGUCGCUACGAAGAUCAUUCUUAUCUCGACGAAUCAACAGUCGAUCCAAAUCGCUCAAGGAAUUCAUAGCCAUAGAUAAUGCACAAUUCAAAUCGCAUGAAAUUUCCGGUGGUGAUGAUGUUGUUGUUAAUGGAAACGAAGACGUCUUCACUGAACCGGACGGCAACAGGAAUGGAGGAGAUUCGUGGUCUAAUAUGUUACCGGAGCUCAUAGGCGAGAUAAUCAAGCGAGUGGAAGCGAGCGAGGACCGAUGGCCGUUUCGGCAAAGCGUCGUCGCUUGUGGAUGUGUGUGUAAAAAGUGGAGGGAGGUUGUCAAAGAGAUAGUUAAACCUCCGGUUCACGGUGGGAAUAUUACUUUCCCUUCUUGCCUUAAACAGCCUGGUCCACGGGAUACUCCACUUCAAUGCCUUAUAAAGCGAAACAAGAAAAACUCGAUGUUUUACCUUUAUCUUGCUGCUAGCUCAUCAUUUAUAGAGAAGGGAAAGUUUCUCUUGGCGGCACGCAGAUAUAGACAUGGUGCUCAUACAGAAUACACAAUCUCUCUUGAUCCGGAAGAUUUAUCUCAAGGAAGCAAUGCUUACGUUGGUAAAUUGAGCUCGGAUUUUCUUGGCACCAAGUUUACAAUUUACGACAGCCAGCCUCCACACAAUGGGGCAAAGCACUCAAGCAGCAGGGCUGGACGACGUUUUACAAGCAAGCAAAUAAGCCCCCAAGUUCCUGCAGGCAAUUUCGAGAUCGGAGAAGUGUCGUACAAGUUCAACCUCUUGAAAUCUAGAGGUCCAAGAAGAAUGGUAUCUUCUUUAAAAUGCACAUCGUCAAACGAACACCCUGAACCUCAACCCGAACCCAAAUUAUCAAAAUCAAAAUCCGUUGCUACUACAGCUGUUGCUGGUCAGACUCUAUUAAGAAACAAAGCCCCAAGGUGGCAUGAUCAGUUGCAAUGCUGGUGUUUGAAUUUUCACGGACGUGUGACCGUAGCAUCGGUGAAGAAUUUUCAGUUGGUGGCGACAAUGGACCCGAGUCAGCCAGGCGGGAGAGGUGACGGUGAGACCGUACUGCUUCAAUUUGGAAAAGUUGGUGACGACGUGUUCACGAUGGAUUACAGACAGCCGUUGUCGGCUUUUCAUGCUUUUGCGAUUUGUCUCACGAGUUUUGGAACAAAACUUGCGUGCGAGUAGAUGUCAUAUGUGAUGAUCGUAAAACGGUACUUGUGCAUUUGUGUCUGUAGAAAAUUGUUUGCCAUAUUCUCCAAAUUGUGUUCUACUUUGUAGGAUAGUUUGUGUGAUGUAUAUAGACAUGAAGGCUGAUUUUACUGGGACUAUUUUGUUGUUGGUUUGAAAGUUCCUUUGCUCUCUUUUUUAUAGCUUGUUCAGAUAUAACGAAUUAGGAGCUGUUUGGUUGUUAUCCAUUAAGUUAUGCAUAUAUAAAGCAGUAUGUGUA